CUCUGUGGCAAAGAGCGCACCCACCUGCUAUAAUGACGAGCGGCAUUUGGCGACGUGGGCGUGCCAUGUGUGUGUCCGCAGCCGGGAUUCUUGGAUCCCACAGGGUGUUACGAGCCGCUCUUUCAGUCACUCCAGACAGUUCAGAUUUUUGUUCACUUGUUGACUGACAGCAGAAGAAAAAAGGUCCUAAAUUAAGCAAGGCGCCUUUUAUCCGCAUGAAUACGUAAAAGCGAUACUGUGAGGUCCAAUCGGAUUGUCCUUUUUUAACAUGUAAUUUAAACUCAGUUUUGGCUGUGCUGCUUUAUUUGAUGCAGCGAAGACUUUCCAAGCGAGAAGGAGUCGCAGCUUCAGCAUGUAAAUAGCAAACGAUGGGGACGAGGGAGUAGACUUACAGGCAAAUAGGUGUUUGGGUGAUUUCCAGCUGAAGAAUGUUUAAUCCUGGAAUUCGUGGGAAAUUCUGUACACCCGCGUCCAAAAAUUUGGAGGACUUCGACUCAAUCCGGAGUGUGCUGCUCUACAGUGAUCUUGAGCCUGAAUGGCUGGAUGAUGUUCAGAAAAAUGGAGAAUUGUUUUAUCUGGAACUGAGUGAAGGAGAAGAGGAGGUUGCCCUUACACAGGCUCACUUAGCUGAGUUGCCAGUAGCCAACCAUGUACGCUUUAGUGACAAGGAAGCAGAAAUCAUACCAAAUAAUAAGAAGCACAAAGACGGGAGAAGGCAUGAACCCAGAUUAAAAAAAAUAGCAAGAAUCCUGAAAAAGAAGAAAAACUUCAUAGAAGGACAGAGGGAGAAGAAUGGGAGUUCAAACCCUCAAAAUAAUGGCCUGUCAACUCAGCCAACAUCCAUUCUUAAAAGCCAGACUAGUCAAAGGACAGGUCUUGUUCAACAACAGUUUAAGGAUGUUAAUGUGUAUGUGAACCCUAAAAGACUGCGCAGAAACAGAUUUUUGGAAGGCAACAGUCUUCUGGAGACUUUACUUGGAAUUAUCUAUCAGCCUUCUUGGACUAAAGGAAUGGGAAGUAAAGGUUUAAAGCCUAAUACAGAAGGACGUGUGCUUGUUCAUGGAUUGGUCCCUGGUAGUCCUGCAAUCAAAUGUGGUCAGAUUUUAAUAGGAGAUGUUCUAGUUGCAGUCAAUGAUGUUGAUGUGACAACUGAGAACAUUGAACGGGUUUUAUCAUGUAUCCCAGGUCCAACUCAGGUGAAGCUUACUUUAGAAACAACCUCCUUUGCUGAUGAAGAAAAGACAUACACCGCAUCUAAUGAUAAACAAUCAGAAAAUGUUAGCAAUCUCGUGAAACUCCUGUGGGGAGAGGAUACUGUGGAACUUCAGAUGGCAAUUGGAAAUAUUCCUCACAUUGUGAUGUACUUGUCUCUAAAGCUAGAUUCGGAGUCCCCAAAGGAAGAGCAGGAAAUUCUAUACCAGUAUCCAGUAGCUGAAUCAUCACGAAAAUUGAGAGGGCUAAGAGGAAUAUUUAUCACUCUUAGUGAUAUGCUGGGUAAUGUGACUGGAGGACAAAUAAUCAGUUCUACAGUGCUGUUUGAUGUUCAUCUGGUCCAUGUUGGUUACUGGAAAGAAGGGGAAAAUCUUCUUGUAAUUGGACUGCCAGCAGAAAGGGUUCCUCUUUUACACUUGCAAAAUGUUAUUGGCAAUGUUGUCCGUACCCUGAAAGUCAUGUAUUGCUCUUUAGACAGUGCCUUUUGCCAGAUGGACAAUUUUCCAAGACUUGAUCAUUUGUUCAGUAUGUUCUUCCAGCAGUUAAUUCAUCCUGCAAAACUGAACUACAGUGCUAGCUCCAGUUCUCAUUUUUAUGAUAUCUCCAGCUCAUUGUUUUUAAAUAGCCUUCCUGCAGUGCGCUAUUUAACAUUACCAAAAGAAAUAAAGGCUGAAAUCAGCACAAUUCUGUCAGAUUUUGAGGCAUCUGAUUUUGGGGAAAUGUCUGAGGAUUACUAUGGAAUGAGGAGACUGCACACAAUCCUGGGGUGUUGUCUGUUCUAUAAGGGUUACUUAAUAGAAAACCACUUGCCAAAGGAGGAUCUUCUUGACAUUGCUCUUUACUGUCAAAUUUAUUGCCUUUUACCACUUGCAACUGAGCAGAAAAUUGGUCAGCUGGUCAUAUGGCGAGAGGUCUUUCCCCAGCGACAGUCCUCUGUCAGCGAAGGAUCUUUUGAAGCCUACCGGGAACCUAAAGCAAGAUAUUUUCUUCUGAUAGUUGGCCUUAAACACUACAUGUUAUGUGUACUUUUGGAAGCAGGAGGAUGUGCAUCUCAGGCUAUUGGGAACCCAGGUCCAGAUUGUGUUUAUGUAGACCAAGCAAAAGCCACGCUGUUUCAAAUGGAAUCCUUGGACAACAGUAUUGAGGAGAGACUUGCAGCGCCCCCCACUCCUUGCUUAUCAUGUGCGGACUGGUUUAUCCCUACUGUGCGUGAUAGACUCAAUAGCAUUACCAGUUCUCCAAUCUUUAGUAGGUGGCAGAGUAUAUCAAAAGCAACAUCUCCCAACAGUAAAUCCUCAUUAAAGAAUCAAAAAGCCAGUCCCCAGAAAAAUUUUGGGAUCUCUGAAAAUGUCAGUGAAAGCCAAAUGGAUAAUGUGUUAUUUGGUACAAGUAUCAGCCCUCACUCAACUCCAGACUCUAUAAGGAAGCUGGGGCGCAGGGAAUCCCAGGGUUCUGGUGGAUCAGAUGGUAGUGGAGGAAGUGGAAGCUUGUUUAAGAUAUAUAAGAAGAAGCAUCCUAAUCCUUUUUAUCUGGGUACAUUAAAAAACAGUCUUUCAGAAAAAGACACUGAAGAAAUGUACAACAUGAUGAAAUUAACAUCUGGAUCUGAAAACACAUUAUUUCACUAUGUGUCAAUGGAAGCAGUGCAAGGAAUAUUUAUAGCUCCGACUCACAAAGAAGUUGCACAACUCAGUGGUUCCAUUCACCCACAGUUAAUCAAAAACUUUCAUCGCUGCUGUCUUUCUAUAAGAUCAAUAUUUCAACAGACAAUGUGUGGAAAGGAAAGAAAAUUUGUGAGCUGCACUAAUACUUCAGUAAGGAAGACCUCAUCUGGAUUUGGAAUUGUCAAAGAGCAUGGUGUGCUUUUUCAGUGUGAACCAGAAAACUGGACUGACCAGAAGAAGUCCCCACCCACAAUGACGUACUGGGUUGUAGGGAGGCUUUUUCUAGAGCCAGUCCCUCAAGAGUUCUAUGUGUGUUUUCAUGACUCAGUGGCAGAGUUUCCAGUGGAGCUUGCAUUCAGACUAUCGUUUGGAGUGGCAGUCUGAAGAACAGGACAAGCGUGCGGUGUUUUCUCCCAAACAAUAAACAAUAAUAAAA
Erpetoichthys calabaricus (reedfish) is the source of this 3312-nucleotide messenger RNA. RefSeq names its product inturned planar cell polarity protein (gene intu). Lineage: Eukaryota; Metazoa; Chordata; Cladistia; Polypteriformes; Polypteridae. The transcript has 16 exons. Gene Ontology annotation, biological process: nervous system development; cilium assembly; establishment of planar polarity. The record is from RefSeq and is a predicted model, not a curated record. Gene Ontology annotation, molecular function: protein binding. The coding region runs from base 429 to 3260 and encodes 943 amino acids. Gene Ontology annotation, cellular component: cytoplasm; cilium.